AUGAAGCUAAGGCAACUCAAUUUUCUAGUUGCUAAGAUAAAAGCUAUAUAUAGUGGUUCAGAUACUAGAAAAACACCUUCUGACAUAACAAAUGGUCUUGAACUAAUUUUAUUUUUAUUAGUUGGAGCCCUUGUCAAUAUUAUAUAUGAACUUAGAAAGACACCACCUACAUUGCCUACAAUAAUACUACUUAGAAUGGAUAAUUAUACAGGUCCAACACUAUCUAUGUUAGAUAGUUCACAGGUGUCGCAAGGCUUAACAUUAUCACAAACUGUAUUAGACAUUGGCAAUAAGGAAUUUGCUAUAGGUCUUACAUUCGAAGCUAUAUCAAGAGUUUGUGCACUUUUUGACCUUCUUUUUAAUAAUACAUUUCCUUAUAGUAGAUUACAAAAAUUGGGAGAAAGCUCCAGCCCUAUGAAACGUCGCCGUUUUGCUAGUUUAAGAACGACAUAA
Molecule: messenger RNA, 453 nt
Organism: Cetraspora pellucida
Lineage: Eukaryota; Fungi; Glomeromycota; Glomeromycetes; Diversisporales; Gigasporaceae
Source: the annotation of a GenBank genome assembly